Molecule: messenger RNA, 1120 nt
Organism: Aspergillus versicolor CBS 583.65
Lineage: Eukaryota; Fungi; Ascomycota; Eurotiomycetes; Eurotiales; Aspergillaceae
Product: putative Rho-like small GTPase
Exons: 4
Coding region: 93-701 (202 amino acids)
Biological process (GO): small GTPase-mediated signal transduction
Molecular function (GO): GTP binding; GTPase activity
Source: RefSeq, a predicted model, not a curated record
CGUUGUUCAACGUUAACUCUCAUAUUCUGUUGCAGCACUGCCUUUACCAUAUCAGGGUUUGAGGCUUGAGCUGCUUCACACUAUAGCUCCUAAUGGAAACACCGGGCGCCAGAGAAGCCAUAGAGACACCGAUCACAAUCCUGCUACUCGGUGACGCAGGAUGUGGGAAAUCGACCUUUCUAUCGGGUUUAAAGUGCAUUAGAGGCCAAAAGCCGGGAAGCAGCCUAAAGGAACCAAUAGAGCUUCUCCAUGAUACCGACCAACCUUUCGUAUAUGAAAUAAAUUUCUCCAAAAAGUCAUUUACACUUGAGAUAUAUGACACGGAGAACCCUAAUCAGCACUGGACUACGCUUCAACCGGAUGUGGUGCUCUUGGCAUUUGAUAUCUCGAAUCGAAAGACUUUGGACGGUCUUAAGGGGUGGCGAAGCGAUGUUAUCCGUUACUUUCAGCAGGGAGAAGGCGAGCGAAUUCCCGUCAUGAUGGUUGGUUUGAAGAGAGAUCUGAGAAAGCCUGGUGAAGGUCUUAUUUAUCCUCAAGAAACAUACAGAAUUGCACAAGAGCUGCGCUGUGAUCGGUAUGCAGAAUGCUCCGCUGUUACUGGGGAGCUCAUGACGCAGGCUUUUGAGGAUUUAGCGAGGCUUGCGUACAUGACUACUACGGCCGAAGGUGGCCAGACGAAAGGGGGCUGCGUUGUUAUGUGAGGAUCGGUGAAGCGAAUUUCUUGUACACAAGUGUUUUGAUACCCAUUUUGACUACAAGUGGAGCAGGGAUCUAUAAAUUUAUCGAGUCGCAAAAAAAGGCCGUUCCGUUAAGCUCAUACGCUUACUACGAAUGGAUCCAUGGAUAUUGGGGGACGGAAUGGUAGCUUGCAUCACUUUCAAUUACGAGUAUAACAUACAGGGAGAAACCAAGGUAACGAUUAAGUCCACCUUGUGAAAUUGACGGUACAGGGCUUUCCCCCAGAAGUUCAUUGAUAAAAGAACAACUGGAUAUCUUUCCCUCAUAAGUGCCGAUCAAUCAUUGACAAAUAAUUCCUCCCCGAUGCACCAUAAACAAGACGUAACGGCGGGCUGAAGGUAUAAAAGAUGAUUCGUAGCAGCAUACCAUAAAAAAGUGGGUA